Scatophagus argus is the source of this 1863-nucleotide messenger RNA. It is a transcript of the gene cxcl12a, whose product is annotated as chemokine (C-X-C motif) ligand 12a (stromal cell-derived factor 1). Gene Ontology annotation, molecular function: chemoattractant activity; chemokine activity. Gene Ontology annotation, biological process: chemokine-mediated signaling pathway; positive regulation of cell migration; induction of positive chemotaxis. The transcript is spliced from 4 exons. Bases 88 to 387 code for a protein of 99 amino acids. Lineage: Eukaryota; Metazoa; Chordata; Actinopteri; Scatophagidae. The record is from RefSeq and is a predicted model, not a curated record. Gene Ontology annotation, cellular component: extracellular region.
AUUUAACACUCAGCCACAGUCCCGUCUGUCACAGCUGCUCUGGACUUCACUCUGAGCGGGAUCAAAUCUUAGUGGCAUUAUCUCGCAAUGGAUGUGAAGCUGCUGACGGUCGUGGCUGCGCUCGUGGUGGUGCUGUGUGCGCCUCCGUCGCAGGCAAAGCCCCUCAGUCUGGUGGAGAGAUGCUACUGUCGUUCCACGGUCAAUAGCGUCCCGCGGAGCUACAUCCGAGAGCUCAGGUUCAUCCACACGCCCAACUGCCCCUUCCAAGUGAUUGCCAAGCUGAAGACAAACAAAGAGGUGUGUGUGAACCCGGAGAUCCGGUGGCUGCAGCAGUACCUGAAGAACGCUAUCAACAAGAUGAAGAAAUCCAAGCAGACUGACAACUAAAAGCUCCUGCAGAGAUCCCCCUGAGCCAUCACAUCUAUCUAACAUGUGAUAUGAGAUCAUCUGGUAUGUUGUACAGCACUUAACCCUGCUGCCACUGCAGCCUAAUGCAUGGAGUAAACCUGCAACUCUUCACCGUGAACACCGAUCCACCGGCCCUGCCGCCGUCUUCACCGUCACCACUCUCACCUUUUAUAGAGAUCGUAGAUGUUAUUAGCACAAAGUGCAAUUAUAUCUGUUUUUCUAACUAUAAUGUGUAUACUUUCUUGUCAGUGAACUCACAUUGUAAAGAUCUAUUUUUGGAGACUUUCUUGUCCUACUAGUCAUUUAGUGAAAAAGAUCAACCACAGGGUCUAAGUGUUUAAUGGGGAAAGAUGUCGGUCAGUGGGAUAAGUUUUCUCAACAACAAACGUCAGUCAGCAUCAAAGACUCCUGUGGACUGCUGAGCCAUUAGAUUAAUGAUAACUAAUCCUAAAUGUAGCAUCUGCUUAUACUUACUGUUUUUGAUUUUAAAUUGUACACAAUGACAAGCAACAAUGUAUAGUUUCUCUUCUAAAGAUAAAGGAAUGAGCAGUGCUGCAGAAUUUGCUAAGUAAUAUUUAAUGCUCCAGAUUAACUGGCACCGUGAAAGUUCAGUGGGUGCCUGCUACCCUCAGACUGAAUAUAGCAUGUUUAAAAGUUCCUCUUAAAAAUGGCAAUAACAAUGUUUUUGUGAUGGGAGUUUAGGAUGCCAAACAAGCUCGAGCAUUUCCUGAGCCGUUCUGUGGCUGUGAUUACUCGACUCUCUGUUACCCAACAUGUCUCUUUUUGUUUUUUUGUUUUUUCAUUCUUAGAGAAAAGCUGAACAUCUGGAUCCCACACACUUUUAAGUGAGCAACCAAUAAGUUGAAAUUUACUGGAAUCGUAAAAUUUUGUUACUUAACAAGAGAUGGUAAGAACAAAUCGUGACUGUUUGUUGUCUCACCAAAUUGGUGUCAAAAAGACUCAUACCAUGUUGAAUGUCCAUUUCAAAGGUGUACAGCAAUCUGAAUAACAGUUACCACAUCUGUAGCUAAAACGCUAUAUUAUAGUUGUAGUGAGAGCUGCAGUAUAGAAAGUAGUACUGGAGUAUUAUUAGUAUUGCCAUUACUGACAAUGAAUAUACAGUAUGUUCAAUGAUUACUACCUACAACUGUCAUGCAGAUAGCAAUGCACUUUAUAUCUGAUGUAUUCAAGUUUUAAUGACAAAACUUACCGUUACUCACAAAGUCUGAUGAUUAAAUUCUGUCUGUUGUCUUUAUUUUUUAUGUUACUCAUGCUGGUUCCAUUCUGUUCCUUUUGAUCAAUGAAUGUAUAGCUGCAUUUAACUGUUAAAGCCUAGGAGAGCUAUUCAUCUAUCCACACAAAUCUCCUUGUCAUAUGUAAAAUUAAUAUUAUACAAAUGUUUUAUUUUUGUACUCUUUUAUGCAUUUAUAUAUUAAAUCUAAACAUUUAAAUGAA